CAACGCUCCCGCAAGACGUCGUACCAUGGCUUACGACGACGAGCAUGCUGACAUUCUCGGCGGUCCCAUCUUGCAGACACCAAACACUGGUGUUUUGGGUCAAUGGUCCCAGUACUCCGUUCUAUUCAGGGCUAGUCUCAUACUAGCACUUGGCCUAUUGGUAUCUCUCAUCUCAGUACGCGCCUGGGACAUAUGGAAAAAAAAUCAGGAAUUGGGCUACAGAAAAGCGAUGCGUCGCAAACAUGGAAUCCCCGACUCGGACUGUCGUCCCUUUGCUGUAGCAUAUGCUGCGGCUACCCGGGCGCGCGCUGAACGUGAGGCUCAGGAUAGGCUUCAAGCCAAUAACAUCACGGAAGAGCGUCCGGCGAUAAAUCAUCAAGUUCCGUUGCCAGACGCGCAUGGAUUAAGGCGAAGGGCGGCCGAACCCGCUGCGAAGCCACAUGUAAAUCAACUCCCUGCAACAAGACGUAUCAUUUCUGGAUUUGAUCACAAACCUAACGGAUUCGACUUUGCACAUCGGUAUAACCCUCGCCUUCGGGAUGGUGCUCUUCCUCUCUUGGGGGAGUCUAUAACACCUGGGAAACGUUCUUCCUAUCGCCGUGCUAGCAGAAAGGAUCUCUUUUUCGAUGUGAAUGCGGCAGCGGAAGGCAAGAAACGAGCUUUUGAUCAUGAAGGCAAUCAUGAGCCUGAAACAUCAAAGAAGUCUCGUGUUGAUAUUGAUGACCUCAUUGAUGGCGAAUUGUUCGAGGAAGAGGACGAACUACAGCCCGCUCAACGGGGAUCAAAACGGACAUUUGACUCGGACGAGGAAGCUGAUUAUAUGCGCACCGACGGUCGCGACAAGCGCCCGCGGAAUAUGUCGCGGGCUCAGACACCUGAAGACGAGGAAAUGGAAGAUGUCGAGGACGAUGUCGCUGAGUUGCACCCAAUUCCUCGCGGGAAGAAGCGUGAUCGUGCCGAGGCAGGCUCGACGUUCGGCGGUGAUGAUGAAGAGGAGGAGGCACUGGAUGAUCAAGAUGACCAGUCUCACCGUCAUCGUAAGCGUCGCACGGUUCGGCCAAGAAAAUCAGAUGCUUCUGCCCGCGGCAGGAAGCGAGAUCGUGAUCCUGAAUCUCCAGCAAGCGAGGGCAGCAUUGGAGGUUCUCAUAGGCACAAAGAGCGCACCUCGAAGAAGAAGAAACGGGGCAAGAAAGCUUCUUCUGAGGCCGCCAGCGAUGCCCUAGAGAGCUCGCAGGACCCUCUCUGCAAAGGUAGAAAGAUUGGCGAGGAAUGGGAAUCAAAUGAUGUUCAAUACAAGGUUGGGAAUGAAGGCGAACGGCUUCGUCUCACUUUGGUGAAAAAGGCUCGCAGCAAAUAUUCAAUGCCCAGAGAUUCUCAGCAUCCAGAUCGGCAGGCUAAUAUGGAGAUCUACGUGGAAACUUGGCUUACAGAGGAACAAUACAAGGACGCUGAGGAACGGCAGGAGCUUGUCUGGCAGGAGACGCCUAGAGCCUCGAUUGAGCCUAGCACCCCCGGUGAAGCCCCUGCAUCACCAACAAAGGCAGGCAAGGAUUUGCUCUGGGACUCGAUGAAGAACAGCCCCGUUUCUGGUCGUGCCUUCCGUCAGUCAUUGACCAAUGGCUCAGCCCGGGUGAAUCCAUUCAAACAGCCUUUGCCACAGGCUACAACUGGCCGACGUGUUGCCUCUUCGAAUAUCCAUACUCCACCAUUAAUUCUCGGUGUGGUCGAGGGUCCAUCUCGCCCCGGGUUCCGUGCGUUCUCAAAAUGGGAGAAGCAGGAUCUUGAGGCUGAGGCGAUGGCAAGGAUGCGUGCACGGAUGCUGGAGCAGAAGAAAGCAGAAACCCCGCAAUCAAAGGCCUUUGAACUUUCGACCAGCGCCACCGCGCCUGAAUUGGGCCCUAAAGCUCCGGCUGUACCCAUUAUUACAUUCACCCCACCACCCCCUGCUGCAUCUACGUCUUCCGGCACUGAGACGAAGCCGGCACCAUCAUUAUUUUUUGGUGUUACCCCCACAAGCACGGACGCCUCAAAGUCCGCUGCUCCUGCUGCGUCUACCACCCCGGCAAGUGUUACGCCCGCGGCCUCGGCUCCAGCUGCCAACAAACUUAGCCUAUUCCCUACCUCGCAUACUGCACAAAUAGCCCCCGCAGCGUUGGCGCCCUCAUUUGGCCCACCCACAACACAACCUCCUACCACCACCGCGCCUACUACAGCAUCCUUACCUUCUAUACCCAACUUCUUCGCCAAAGCAGCUCCACCCUCGACACCUGCACCUGCAACAACUACGCCUUCGACAGUUCCUUCAUUUUCUUUUGGUCCCACGCCUGCACAGCCGCAGUUCACUGCUCCUACUCCCGCAUCCACCAAUCCCUUUUCUGCGCCUGCUGCAUCGAGCAUGGAAACCAACAAACCGACGCCAUUCCCCUUCGCAAAACCCAGUACACUACCUUCCUCAGCCCCAAUAUCUACAUCGGCACAAGUUAACCCAGCGUCGUUAUUUGGGGCACCCUCAAGCACCGCUGCCCCGGCUUCUGCUCCGUCCGCACCUGCUCCCUUGAAGUUUGACUUUGGCAAAAAGCCUGCUACCACGAACCCUAAGCCUGUUGCUACAUCUUCCUCUACCACAACUGCUUCUGACGCUUUCAAAUCGACUGGGCCUUUAUUCCCGCACUCAGCAACUACCCCUCAACCUAGUCCCUUGGGAGCGAGCGCACCACAGAAGUUCUCAUUCGGUCAACCCACGUCGGCGUCCGUAUUUGGUUCUGGUAGCAAUGUCGCUGUUGUAUCAAAACCUGCUGAGACCUCAGAAGCGCCCAAGCCCAAAGUAGCAGAGAUUGAAGCACCGAAGUUUUCAUUUGGUCAACCCUCCGGUAGCUCAGCUUUUGGCUUUACAGGUGCUGCAUCAGCACCCAAAUCAACGUUGAACUUUGGAGCACCAUCAGGGACAUCUACCUUUACCACAGGUGCGCCGGGUGGUGAUGCGAAGAAGACGGAUGCGCCAUUAUCAAUUUUCGGCGCCGCGAAUGCUACCAAGGAAGAUGGAAGCAAGGUUGGCGCUCCUGCACCUGCGGCGUUCGGUGGUUCCAGCUUUGGUGCAAAUGCAAACGGCAUCGCGAGCAAUAUCUUUGAGAAGUCCAGUGCUCCACAGCCCAGUGGGGACGCAAGCGCGUCCACAUCGACUCCCAAGAAUGUGUUUGGCAAUGCCAUGUCGAGCAAUUCAUUUUCCACAACUCCUGCCGGAUCUCCUGCUGUAUUUGGCAGUGCCCAACCAAGCGCUUUUGCAUUUGGCAAUGGGUCAACCAAACCUGCAGAUAGCCCGAAGCCGUCACCAUUUGCCCCUCCGUCAAGCAAUGCCACUACUAUCUUUUCAUUUGGGAAGAAGGAAGACAACGCAGUGCCUUCUUCGUCCGGUACCAAUGCCUCUGCUGCGCCUGCGUCAUCGACGCCCACGUUUGCAUUCGGAACUUCCGUGUUCGGUCAACCCUCGACAGGUACUUCGAAUGGACCUACGCAGCCGCAGUCGGUGUUCGGGAAGCCGUCGGCACCUACACCCAGUGCGUUUGGUUUCAGCAGUGGGACUGGUGGGACUGGAAGCAACUCAUUCGUCUUCGGGGGUCAACCCGGUGGCCAAAACCAACAGCAAUGAUGCGUUUUCAUUUUUUGUAUACAGGGGGACUGCAUACGUGAACCUGUACAGCACAUACCUUUUUUCUGUCUUGCGUUCGUCCCAGUACAUUAUAGGCAUUCAAGUAUUGCAUAUCUCAUCGCAUGUCAUCGUUUGUUUUUUGUACCAUCAUACGACUUAAUCUGUUCAGGGCAUUCAGCGCUGCCCAAUUGGAGUGCCCUGCGUCCAGCAGACUUGGCUACUUUGAUUCAGGAUAUCACAAGCAAGUCGAUUCACGCCUUAUGGCUGGUUCAGAUAGCUGCAAAGCUCCGAAUUCGGCCUCUUCUGUGACGGUUGCCUGCCUCGAUAUCCACCUUCCACCAUCUCGGCGGGCAUCGUAUUUCCCGGAGUCGCUCUAAUCGACCAAGUAUCAUUGGUCUUUGCGCUCUAUUG
Messenger RNA from Suillus clintonianus, 4057 nucleotides. RefSeq lists its product as uncharacterized. Lineage: Eukaryota; Fungi; Basidiomycota; Agaricomycetes; Boletales; Suillaceae. The record is from RefSeq and is a predicted model, not a curated record. Bases 26 to 3646 code for a protein of 1206 amino acids. The transcript has 4 exons.